AUGGAAUCAAAAUUCUCCAAAAUUAAUGACAAAUUUGUCAACAAGAAGGGCAACAGCAACAACGGCGGAUUAAGAAAAUAUAUGCCAUCUUUGAGUAACAAUAAUAAGAAGAUUACGUUUUGUGAAGUGGUUGAAGUCGGGUCAGCAAUUCAAUCUUAUGAUAGAAACGGCCAACUUUAUGGCAUUAGAAAAGAUGAAGAAAUUGAUACAUGGUUUAUUGGUGAAACCCACGCCAAAACUCAAUAUAAUUUGACCCGUUGGGUCAAUAAAAAUCACUACGAUCGAGAAGAAGUCAAUAAUUCUUUAUAUGAAAUUAAAAAGAACUCCGGCGUUUGGGGCCAAGGCGAAGAAUGUAGAUUAUGGAAACCUUAG
Messenger RNA from Diversispora eburnea, 372 nucleotides. NCBI's taxonomy places the organism in Eukaryota, Fungi, Glomeromycota, Glomeromycetes, Diversisporales, Diversisporaceae. The record is from the annotation of a GenBank genome assembly.